Molecule: messenger RNA, 12329 nt
Organism: Pelobates cultripes (western spadefoot toad)
Lineage: Eukaryota; Metazoa; Chordata; Amphibia; Anura; Pelobatidae
Source: the annotation of a GenBank genome assembly
AUGAUGGAAUUAGAGCCUUCACCCAAAGCCACGGAGUACCUGCACACCCUCGAUACACACGCUGAGCACCUUCUGUCCCAGAUAAACAAAAUGCGCCUUCAGUUGGAGUUCUGCGACGUGCAGAUACAGAUCAGAGAAACUGUGUUUGCGGUGCACAAGCUGGUGCUGGCUGCCAGCAGUCCGUACUUUUCCGCAUUGCUUGCUGGGGGUAUGAAGGAGGCAUCAAAUGAUGUGGUACAGAUUCAGGGACUGGAGCCAAGCAGCUUUCAGCUCCUACUGGACUUCAUUUACACAGGUAUAGAAUACCCUUUAUAGAAUAAUCCUGUACUAUUCAGCGGUCCCCCAACAUAGUCCUCAUGACCACCAACAGUUCAGGUUUUGCCAGUAUCUUCAUUUGAAUAAAAAGGGAAAUACAUAAAUCCUGGACUGUUGGUGGUCCAUGAGGACUGGGUUGGGUAUAGUAUAGAUGGUAUUCUUCUUCUCCAGUUCAGUGGUAAUCACUAUAUUGACCUGGGAAAGAUAAAAUGUUGCAUCGAUCCAAUGUGAAAUUUUACCUUUUUCUAGCCGACUGAGCUGUAUGGGAGUUACGUUGCUUACUCUGUCUUAAAGACGUAUAUGUCUUAUUUAAGCCGCAUUGUUUUAUGAGUAAAUAGUAGAAUAAAUGGCGUAUACCGUGCCCAAAGUUAUACGUACAUAAAUCUUCAGAUGGUGUAAUACUGUAGACCUCAGAAUAACAAAAAAGAAUACAGUAAUAGUGCAAUACAGUAUAGUAGAAUACAAAUGGAAAUAAUAGUGCUAUAUGAGAUUCACUCACAUUUAAUUGAGCUAUCUGAGAGCUCUGCUGUGUUGCGCAUGGACGGUACAAUCCCCGUCUAAGGAUCUGUGGUGAUGUUGGCAAUACAGGUGCUCCAAAUGCAAUGCAACGUGCGUGAUAUACAUGGAGACCAAUAUAAACAGGAGAUAACUCCAAUGGUGAAGUACUUGUAAAUAUAAAGAAAAUAAGGUAAUGUACUUACAUUUACUAGAGCAGGCCUUGCUCUAGAUUAAACAGCAUGGGUGGUAUAAUCCCCACCUAUGGAUAUGUUUGUACCAGGAAGCAAAGAAAAAAUAAAAGGUGAAUAGCUAUAAAAAGCAAACUUUUAUUUUAACCAAAAUAGUAAAAGACAUUAAAAAGUCUAAAAAUAGAAUGAGUCCCACUUGACGCGUUUCGCCUAUCCAAGGCUUAUUCAAAAGUGUGAGUUGGUCCUUGCAGUGUUCUGUUUAUAUGUGAAGAUCUUUAUUGAAGAUUGCUGCCUGGUGAGUCCAAUUUCCGGUUUCAUUGGAGCGCACUUGUUGUUGUUUUACGAGUACCCCGUUACCAGCUGUGACAAUGUGCCGAUAAAACUGCAUCAUCUCACUACCAAGUCAUCGUUGCAGGAUGCUGUAUGUUAAAGGGACACUAUAGUCACCUGAACAACUUCAGCUUAAUGAGGUUGUUUAGGUGAGAACUAUAGCUCCCUGCAGCCUUUCUCGUGUAAACACUGUAUUUUCUAAGAAAAUACAAUGUUUACAUUAGAAUCUAGGAACACCUCCAGAUGCAGUCACUCAGACUGCCACCAGAGGAACUUCCGAGUUCAUGAAUGCCUAAUUCGCAUUCAUCACGUUUUGAUGUCUUCACGCUUUGGUGAAUACUUUAAACGUGAUGACAGGAGGCAAUGUGAAUGCGCCUCCUGUGUCCUGUAGUAUCCUGUCAGCAAUCAGAGCCGACAGUGUGGGAACCAAGUUCUCCUGCACAAACAGCGGCUCUGGCUGACAGGCUGAAGACCAGAGACCGACCAGCAGAUUCCAAACCGUAAGUAAACUUAUUUUGUGAGUGAGUGAGUGAGAGAUUGUGAGUGUGAAGGAUGGAUCCAUCCCUCUCUAUCUAUCCAUCCAUCCCUCUCUAUCCAUCACACAGUAAUAGUAUAUGGAUGACCAGGAAACAAAUCUCAUCUCCUAGACACUAACCAAGGACCAAGGUGCCUGGUCAUCUGUACACUUCACCCAUCAUUCUAAGCUCUUUAUGACUUAGAGCCAAAUUUACAUUCCAAAUCACAAAGCAAACUUCAGGUAGCUAAUGUAGAUUUUUCCAUAUGCACAAUAUAUGGAUUUGUGCAUAACCAGCCCACUUUUAAUAAAAUAAUUUUGUAGUUUAAAGCCUUAGGAAUUUGAUAUCACAUGGUGAUCUAGGGCCUUGUUUGCUAUCCUGUCUGCCAUAGAUUGUAUGGUGGGGUAUACCCGUGACACACUCUGCUCCCAGAUUACUGGAUACAAAGUAUAAAAAUAUUACAAGUAGGUAAAGCCUUCCUAAGCUUAUCAUCUUUUUCCAUAACCGACUCUUUUAAAGGGUUCGUCUAAGCACCAUAUGCACUUUGUGUUACUUACAUAUGUACAGGAACUUGUCUAAUCCAACAAGCUAUUUUUCUUUCUUUUAUUUUUUUAUUUUAUUUUUUUUUAAUAUAUGUCAUGACUUGGUUGUUCCCUGUAAACAUUCUUUGAAUUAUUUGGUCUUUAUUGUUUCUCCUUGGACAGGCUCGGUGAGCAUUAGUGGAGAGAACGUACAAGAGUUGAUGACGGCAGCAGACAUGCUUCAGCUGAGCAAUGUAGUAGACCUGUGCUGUGACUUCCUAAAAGACCAGAUUGAGCCAGGCAACUGCGUAGGCUUUUUCCAAUUCUCUGAGCAGUUGGCUUGCCAAUCACUGGUCGAUUUCACGGAGAGCUACAUCCACACACAUUUUCCAGAGGUAAAGAUGGGGGAUGAAUUUCCAACUCUUACAAAAGACCAGCUGAUCCGUAUCUUGCGCAGUGAAGAACUCUGUAUUGAGGAUGAACAUCAAGUCUUCUCUGCUGCCCUGGCUUGGAUCCAGGGGGACAUUGGAACACGCAAGAGGCAUGUAGUUGAGGUACUGGAACCAGUGCGCUUCUCAUUGCUUCCACCACAAAGACUUCAAAAAAGCAUUGAAGGUAAAAAUGGCUGCCACACCUUUUUACCUAGAUGCUUGACCUUCACCUGUUCAGAUUGGAUACAAAAAUUUUUGAUAGUUGUCCUCUAAUUUCCCUGCGUACUAUAGAUGUGACUGAUUUCAACUUGCGGGUGGCUUUGCAGACUCUGCUGAGGGAAUAUUACGAGCCGUGCCACUCGCCUAAAGAUAAGAAGCACUGCAACUCUCUACAAGCAUCUCGUGUUCGUCCACGCAGAAAAGCUCGUAAAUUCCUCUAUUCCAUUGGUAGGGAUGAUUUAUUUUUUUGGAUUUUUAUUUUUUUAUUUGAAUGUGCUUUUUAUAGAAAGAAUUCAAAAUAAACAGUGCUUGUGGGUAUAGAAGGCAAAUUCAGCUCACCUCCAUCUUUUAGCACAAUGAUAAUUUAAUGUUGCAUAAGUAUAAGUAGUGCUUUGAAUAUAACACUAAAAAAAUGACAAACCACUGACUAUUUUUUUAAUCACUGUUUAGUUGAUAUACUCCUAUGAGAACACCCAUGCAUUUAAUUCUGCAUUUUUCAUUGGAGUAAAUCUAAAAAUAGCUUGCAAAAGCUGCAAAACUCUCCUGUGCAGCCUUUGCAAGCCCUCCCCUUCUAACCCCGCCCAGACUUUCUGUGGCUGCCCAAUCACAGACUUCCCAAUGCAGCUCAAUGAUAAAUCUUUGCAAAGAAGGUGCUCUGGGCAAUUGCUACCUCUUGAGUUUGGCUCCACUGAGCUAACCGAACCAGGAAGCAACAUGACUGGUUGUCUGACUGACAGGUGUAACAAGGUUAAUUUAUAAAGUAGAGAUUUCUAUAGAAAUUGGCACCUUUUAAAAAUGAAAACAAAAGGACACACUCUUAGCACAAAAAGUAGUUCAGCAAAAUAAAGUGCUUUAGGGGUCUGGAGUGCUUUAACAAAGUACCUCAAAGAGACCGUCCUGAGUUAUACUCCCAUGAGAGGGCAUAUGAUCUUGCCUGAACUUUUGGCCAUCACACGAUUUGUAAAUAGUAAAAAAAAAAAAAUAAUUCGGAAAACAUUUCAGCCAUAAAAAAGUGGAGUUUUCACCAAAAGACACUGAUAGGGGGAAGGUGAUGACAUGGAAGCUUAUUUUCUAGCACCUUCCCUCCCCCCAGGUACGGUUUGAAUGGUGAUGUGUGUUUGUCUCCCGCACAGCAAGUCUACAAUCUGGGUGCCACCCAUGCAAAUACUUUGUAAUGCUUGCUGCCUUUUCUCCCCAUGUGGACUUCAUUGAACGCUUCACUUCUAUGUAAAUGUGUGCUUCCUCUCCCAGGCAGACACCAUUGAAUUCUUAGAUCUCAUGUAAAUUAUGUAAAUGCGAGCUGCUUGUUUUUGUCUUUGCCCAGGUGGCUAUAUUCGCCUGCAGGGGGCGCGAUGGAGCGACAGCCGAGCUCUGAGCUGUGUGGAACGUUUCGAUACUUUCAGCCAAUACUGGAGCACUAUCUCAUCUCUGCACCAAGCUCGCAGCGGCAUGAGUGUGGCUGUAUUGGACGGGAAGAUAUAUGUAAUCGGAGGUAAUGAUUUCAAAAUCCCUGAGCCUGGAACUCUGGUGGAUUUGGGGGUUUAUGUCAGGAGACCAGUUCCAGGUUUUUUUUUUUUUGGUUUUUUUUUCAGAAAUCUAAACAGACUUUUCAGUGAAAGAGUAAUGUCUCUUAAUCUGAAUUAUUGUUCCAUUCAGUCAUUGAUGGACCACUAAAUCUGUCCUCAGGAAACAGAGGCGUGUCUCGGGUAUUGACUUGGAUUUCCUUUGUAUCAGCAGAAUAAUUAACAACAUUGCUGCUACAACAUAACUAUCAUAAAGGCGUAAAAGGGAUUAAUUACUUUAACUCUUUCAAUCCAGCGCUGCUCAGUAGAAAUUUCUAAUGUUCUUAUUCACUGACAAAGUAAAUUAUUAAAGUGUGAAUUCAAAAGUUUAGGCUGACUUGACUAAUAUUUCCAGUUUUUUAAGCUAUAUUGCCCUAAAAGUUUAAUUUCACAUUAAAUUCACUCUUGAGUAACCUCGUAGGACUUUCAUAGUUUGUGAAGACGUCUGGCCCCUUGGUUUAAGUGAAGUGACUGCAUAAUUAAAAAAAAAUAAAGGAAAGAAAAUUUGGAGCACAAAAAUAUUUUAUUCACUCUAUGAAUUAAGUUUUAAUAGGCUUUUCAGGUCUGUAUAUUUACUUGAAACAAAUUUAAGUUACAGCACGCACAUAAAAAUACACUUUAUAAAUCUGAUCAAGCUGCUUAAAAUCACCUAUCUAAGUAAAAAUAUGGGGAUUCAGUUCCACCUUAUAGUCAUAUUGUGUUUAAGGGAUACUAUAGUAUCAGGAAUACAAAGCUGUAUUCCUAGCAUUAUUGCUCCACCUGCCUCCCCCUUUGCUUGCGCCCCCACCCCCCAGGCCAGUAAAUAAAGGGUUAAAAAAAACCUUUAUUAACUUACCUUAUCCCAGGGACAAUGCUCCGACAUCCCGCAACGAGCGGGCUCUAAUAUGCAGCGCAUACAUUAGGUCUCCCCAUUGAAAAGCAUUGAAUCAAUGCUUUUCUAUGGGGAAAAAUCUGACGCUGGAGGUCCUCAUGUGAGGACCUCCAGCGUCAGAUAACGGACUAAUUCAGGAAGUCCUCUAGUGGCUGUCUAGUAGACACCCACUGUGGGCAGACUUGGAGCUGCAAUAUAAACAUUGCAGUUUUACAUUGCAGUGCUAAGGGACACUGUACUUAGACUACUUCAAUGAGCUGAAGUGGUUUGGGUGUCUACAGUGUUCUUUUCAGCCCACCAUAUUUACUUGACACAUUAACACUGGCCAUAGGAUGAUAUCAACAAAAGUGUUUUACCUUUUGAAUGCCUUGACACUGAGCCUUGCAAUUCAUGGGCAUUCCCUAGACCAGCGGUAGGUGAGCUUUGGCACUCCAGAACAUGUAGUCCACAACACCUGGAAUGCCAAAGGUUGCCCAUGUCUGCGAUAAACAAUAAUGACAUUCAGUAGAUCAACCCCACAACUUCCUUUCUAGUUCCUGCACACCAGUGCCCCCCAUGUGCUUUCUUCUCCUCUCCAAGUGGGAGCCACACACAGACUGAUGUAUGUAAAAGAAUAUUCUUGAUUAUGAAACAAAUUAAAUUGCACUUUCUCAAUAGACCCCAGUAUACAUUUAUUUCCAUUGGAUUUGCUGUAUUUCACACACUAGCCAUUCUCUUUUCUUAUUCUCUGAAAUGCCUGAUUUAAUACUUGCAUGUAAACCGCUGUACCAUUGUAACAAUUUCAAUAUCCUGUUUCCUUUUUUUAAAACUUUCUCCUUCAUGUGAAAGGUGAAAAAGAUUCCAUGAUCUUUGACUGUGUUGAGUGCUAUGACCCAGUGACUAAGCAGUGGACUGCAGCUUCCUCCAUGAACCAACCACGCUGUGGGCUCGGAGCCUGCGCCUGCCAUGGUGCCAUCUAUGCUCUGGGUGAGUCAAUUGUCCCACCCACUCCUCUUUGUGUUAACAGGAUGUCUAUGGUGCAAGAAUAGCCAGUAUGUGUGAAAGCUGGAGUUUUUUUUACAUGUUAUGAUUGCAUCACAGCCUCUAAUCUUCAAAUCAGACCCUUAAGAAAAUGGUUUGACUUUGUAUAGACCUGUAUUCACUCGUAAUCACAAAGCUAUCAUUACUUGACUGACCUAUUACUAUGUUACAAUGCUUUUUUUUUUUUUUUUUUAAAGGGAUUUGGACCUGGUAAUUCAUUUACUUUGUGUUCUUGCAACCAGUGUUGAUAUGCUCUGUUUAAUCUGUUUUUGCAUUAUACAUGAGCAUAUCUAUUUUUCAGUGUAAACGGCUGGAAUGUGAUUCUUAAAGGGACUCUAUCCUCACCAGAACAAUUGCAGUUCAAUGUAGUUGUUCUGGUGUCUGCAGCCUGUCCCUGCAGGAUUUUUCAUGUAAAUGCUGCCCAGUAACACCUCUAGGUGCAGUCAUUCAGAUGGCCACUAGAGGUGCUUCCUGAGUCGAUGCUGCACAGCGUGACGCUGAAUGUUGAUCCAAUGCAUGUUCAUGAGAAGAUGCUGAUUGGCACUGCGCAGAGUUUUGCCGCACAUGCACAAUAGCCUCCCAAUGGAUUAGCUGAGAUUAAUAAAUAUGAUGAUCUCCGUCAAAGAGGUGGGGACAGCUGCAGCGAGGCCAAUGCUGCGCUGGAAAUAAGGAAAGCAAAAUUACUUUUUAAAAGAAGGCAAGGGUAGCCAGGAACCUAAAAUGUGUUUUUAAACUAUAGUAGAGAUAUAAUGGAUACCGCACUCCCCAAACAACCAGGGUCAGCCAGGCCCCACUUCCAGAUAUGUAGAAUAAAUAACGGUCCUGGCCCUCUGGAUAGUAGCAAAAAUAGCAGCUUUAUUGGGGCAAAAGCAACAACGUUUCGACCCAACUGGGUCUUUAUCAAGCUGAGGACCUAAAAUGUGCUUUUACAACUAUAUUGUCAGGAAUACAUGUAUGUAUUUUUAUUAUUUAUUUAGCGCCAGCAAGAUUCUGUAGCGCUGUACAGUGGACACUAUAGUGUUCCUUUAAGGUUUAUAAAUAAAUUAAUCCGUGUGAAGCCAUCUUGUUUUUCUACUGGACAGUUUAUUUUUACUGCUCAACAUAAGAUAAUCAUGACUGCAUUGCAAAAUAAUGCUCAGAGAGAACAUAUUACAUGUAUGUUAAGUGAAUAUUCUAAUCGCUAUAAACUACAGCCAUUGGAAGUCGUGGUAACAGUGAUGGCAGACCACUCGUUCUGUUUUCCGCUAUUGGUUAUGGUGAUGGCCAAUUUUCUGUGUGGAAUUAGCUGGGAGUGUUGACUGAAUCUCUCAAACAAUCAAUGUUUGUGGGUGCCGGAGUAUCCUCUGUUUGUGUCAAAUGGCUUGAACUUUGACAAAGAACCGGGAGAUCAUACCAAAACCACUAUAGCAAUCUUAGAAUGCCCUGGCUUACCUUUUGCUCGCUGGGAGCAACUCUGAAGAAGCACCUGGUUAGAACAUACUUUAUUAAUGAUGUCUGGCAAUAUCAUUUGAUGUCUGUAUUCAUUCAGUGUACACUAGCUCUCUGUUAAGUACAUGUUUUUUGGAUAGAUAAAUGAUGCCUAUGACCAAAGAUGGCUGCUCCUCUUAAUGUAAAGCGAUGCACAUAAACAAGGUAUUUAUGUGCGUGCAUAAGGCGUAAUAGUCGGCGUCCAGCAUCUCACGGUGUGUCGUAAGUGGUACCCCUUAAUAUCUAUGAAAAUAUAUACUAUUGCAGUUAUAAGAUAAGAUAUCAGGAACUUAAAUCUGACCAGGAAAGCCUGUAUUGUUUAAGAAGAGAACUGAAUAAAUUAACACAAUUCGAUUCUCCCAGGUAAGACAGGACAUUGUAAGACUCUUUGAUCAUUCCCACUAAGAGUGGCUUAUCAAGUCUGCAGGAACUCUCAGCUCUGCUGAAUGUAUGUAAAUUGUAAUCCUUUUAUAUGUAGUAAAUAUAGCCUUUUGUUCUUUUGUAAGCCUCCCCAUGUCUCCUGUUCUCUCCUCAUGCUCAUACAUCCACCUUUCUUGCAAAAAAUAUUGUCUGUGCUAACUUGCAUAAUUUAAUUAUGUAUGUGUGGAACCAUUGUAGAGAACAUCCCUCAAUGUUACGUAAUAUCACACUGAGUGACGUAAGGAGAAGAAAAAAACAUUGUAAGGGCAAAAUUCUUAAAACACUAUAUUGCUACUUACAAUGUGUGUACUAUGCAUGUACUAAGUUUAGCAUUAUUAUUGGUGUUUUAUAUAGCGCCAACCUAUUCCGUAGCGCUUUACAAUAUUCUGAAGGAGAGUGAGAUUUUACCCAGUUACAUAGCUGAAAAGAGACUUGCGUCCAUCAAGUUCAGCCUUCCUCACAUUUGUUUUUUGCUGUUGAUCCAAAAGACGGCAAAAAAAACAGUUUGAAGCACUCCCAAUUUUGCAACAAGCUAGGAAAAAAUUCCUUCUUGACCCCAGAAUGGAUCGAGAAGUUAUUACCCUACAUUGAAAAAUUAUAUUCUAUUUUUGCAAGUAUGCAUCUAGUAGCUGUUUGAACAUCUGUAUGGACUCUGAUAAAACCACUUCCUCUGGCAGAGAAUUCCACAUCCUUAUUGUUCUAACAGUAAAAAACAAAACAAAAAACCUUUCUUUUGCCUUAGACGAAAUCUUCUUUCUUCCAGUCUAAACGCAUGACCUCAUGUCCUUUGUAUAGUCCUGUUUGUGAAUAGAUUUCCACACAAUGGUUUGUAUUGGCCCCGGAUAUAUUUGUGUAAUGUUAUCAUAUCCCCUCUCAGGCGACGUUUUUCUAAACUAAAUAGGUUUAAAUUUUUCAACCUUUCUUUAUAGCUGAUAUGUUCCAUUCCUUUUAUUAAUUUUGUAGCCCACCUCUGUACUUUUUCUAGUGCCAUAAUAUCCUUCUUUAGAACAGGUGCCCAAAAGUGCACAGGAUAUAUUCAAUAUGGGGUCUUACCAGUGAUUUAUAAAGAGGCAAAAUUAUAUUCUCAUCCCGAAAAUUAAUGCCCUUUUUCAUGCAUGACAAUACUUUACUGGCCUUAGCCACUGCUGAUUGGCAUUGCACAUUUUACAAUAAAUGAGAUAUUUACAAAAUGACACAGGAACAUUAGAUGAGGACCCUGCUCAAACAAGCUUACAGUCUAGAGGAUUGUGUGUGUGUGUGUGUAUACUGUUUGUUUUGUGGCUGUGUGUGUAUGUAGUAGUAGUGUAUAAAUGUGUAUAGCAACGUGAACCAUUGUGUUCGGCACCAGCCAAGACCUUCUGCAAUAUCACUAAUAAAAAUAUUAAAGAGAAUGGGUCCAAGUACAGAACCCUGAGGUACCCCACUGGUGACCAGCCCAUGCUUCGAAUAUACAUGUUUUAUCUGGUUACAUGUUACCCUGCUACCACGCAUGAAGGCUUUAGCUUGUCACUAAAUGCAAUGUCUGAUGUAACCCUGUGUGUUAAUACACACUGAAAUAUGUGCUCUCAUUUCUGCAUUUUUCUUGCAUGUAAAGCAAGUGGUGUCAAUGAUUUGCUAUUUAAUCAUUAAAGGAGCACUUCUCAAUAAAUCUAUUUAGUAUUUUUGGUGUAUCUCUUGUGAAUAACAUCCUAGUUAAUGAUCAGGAAAUGUGGUCUUGCAGGUGGCUGGGUCGGAUCUGAAAUUGGAAAUGGCAUUGAGCGUUUUUCACCAGAGGAGAAUGCGUGGCAGAUCGUAGGAACUAUGUCAGUGGCCAGAUAUAACUUUGCCUGCUGUGAAAGAGAAGGUACUCUAACAAUACUGCAAUAACUGAGGAUUGUCAUUAAGCUAAUUGGUAACUGCAUCCUGUAAUGUAUGCAAACCUAUAAAUACUGCACACACUUCACGAUUUCCUCUGUUAUUAUAUCAAUCUACACUUAUUAUGUAAAAAUCACUGUCUAACCAAGACUGCACUGUCUCUUUUUAGGACUUAUCUAUGUGGUUGGUGGUGUCAGCCAUGAAGGGAUAGAAUUGACCACUGCCGAGGUAUAUGACCCCAUUGCCAGGCGUUGGACCUCUUUACCGCCAAUGCGUUACUGUAGGGCCUACCUGGGGGUUGCGGCUUUAGAUGACUGUCUAUAUGCCGUGGGUGGCUGGAACGAGAGACAGGACGCGCUCAAUAUUGUGGAGAGGUUCUCAUUUGAAGAGGUAUUAUGGUUCGGUGUAUUUAUUCUGUAUUUUACAUUUAAGAAGUUCUAACUUUCCCUUUCCAGAAAUGUGGGAUUAUUCAAAUACUUUAGAACAGGGUUCUUAAAACGAGGUUGUCCCCCUAUGAUGAUGUACUAGAACUCCCAUAAUUCCUUUGUCAGAGAUUAGUGGGGGGUUUACUCAAGCAUCAGUACCCCUUAAUCCUCUACGGAUGCCGACAAAGUGUGUGAUCUCUUAAAAUAUACUGAAUAUCUAAAGUAAAACCGUGCAUGCCAGCCUUAGUUGGGGUUUUCGCAAUAGUAAGGGUAAAUUUUCCCAUUUACUAAAAAUCUACAGUUUCUGCAAAGGCCAGAAUAAGGUCAGCUAUAAACCAUAUUCAGCUGAGGCUUGUGGGAUGUGUAGUACAUCAUUGCCAGCAGUUUGCUCAGUGAAAAGAUGCAAGCUACCGAAAAGCUUCACUAUGGCUUCUGUUAGUUUGCCAAAAAGUUAAUUUCUGUAUUUUUUUUUAAUAUAUCUAUAUCUCCAUAAUGGUUAGAGAGAGCACGCUUUGCAUGACCCUCUGCAGUAAUAAGGACCAAAUUAAAGUGAGAUUGACCAUGGCCUCCAUGCUAGGUGUGUAGGUGGUUAUGGUGCUUUCAUGGUAACGUUAACGAAGUCUGAAGAAAUUCAUUUCCGUUUUCACAGUUUGCAGGCUUAUGCUUGUUAACACUUCCCAACUGUGAAUAAACUGAAAAAAACCUUAUUACGAGGCCUGACGUGCCUUCCUGAUGAUGUAGAUUAAUUUAGAAAUAAACAAAAAUGUUUAAAAGUCUAUCUGUUCCUGUCCAAAUCUGAGAUGAAUAAAUUGCGUAUACGCAGAAGUAAGUUCACACUGACACAUGCAGUUCAGGUUAAAAACACUUCAGGAAAUUUAUUAGCAUCUAGUUAAAAAGUGGGCACGCAGGCCUUUUUAUAUGCAAAAUGACAUCAUCAUUGAAUAUCAGAUAAUAACAAAUAAACAUCAUUAAUUGGGUUAAAUGUUAAGUGGCUAUGUCAGUGUCCACCCAUUAAUAUUAUUAAUUGGCUCAGAGAUUUGAGUGACUAGUGAGGCACCCUCCCAUCAUGGGAUGUCGUCGCCAUUGCUCUUUAGCACGAGGCUUACUCGGUGGAAAGGGGGGCUUGGGCGUCAUUUUACGUAGUUAGUGAUGUCAGUCUCGUGGUCUGUUCCAAGGUUCUUUUAUGAAUAGAACAUUUCAUUUUGUCACUGUUCUCCUGGCCUUGGAUUAUACUAUGUUGCAAGUCAACGGAGAUCCGCUAACUCCGGGGCUAGUUAUGUCCUUAGAGAGAGAAUACAAUCUCUUAUUCAUUAUACUGAAUACUGUCAGGAAAUUCUGUCAUGUAAGGUGAACAAAAUGGAGUUAGUACAAUAAUUCAAUACAGGUUCUAAUAAAGAUUUUAAUAAUUCUACAUCACUGCCAGGGCCUGUAUAACACGGAGUGUGAUUUUCUUUCCUCUCGUUUGUAGGAGCAAUGGGUGGAGAUUGCAUCAAUGAAGCAGCCCAGAGCGGGGGUAUCGGUGAUUAGCGUCAAUGGGUUGCUGUAUGCGGCAGGCGGUCGAGCCACUGUUCAGAACUUCUCGGCUCCAGUUACAUCCGACUCUGUGGAGGUUUAUAAUCCACACACAGAUUCCUGGACUGAAAUCAGCAACAUGAUUACCAGCCGGUGUGAGGGGGGGCUGGCUGUUCUCUGA